This is a messenger RNA of Anopheles darlingi, 3772 nucleotides long. RefSeq names its product DIS3-like exonuclease 2 (gene Dis3l2). Lineage: Eukaryota; Metazoa; Arthropoda; Insecta; Diptera; Culicidae. The record is from RefSeq and is a predicted model, not a curated record. The transcript has 2 exons. Gene Ontology annotation, molecular function: RNA binding; 3'-5'-RNA exonuclease activity. Gene Ontology annotation, biological process: miRNA catabolic process; mRNA catabolic process. Bases 112 to 3615 code for a protein of 1167 amino acids. Gene Ontology annotation, cellular component: P-body; exosome (RNase complex).
UUGUUGCUCCCGGAGAAAGCCAAACUCGAAAGACGACGACGACGACGACGGUAGCCCCUCAUUGAGAUUUGCCUAAUAUUGUGCAAAGUGAAAAGACAGAGUGACGAAAUCAUGUCGGAUGAAGAUUUUUUCCGUGGAAUCCGGGACGAUAUUGUAAAUAGUACGACUAAGAUGCAGGAAGCGAGUGCCACGAAGGGCAAAAGUGCACCGAAAGCACCGAAAAAACCGGUGCAAUUUGUGGCCCUGGACCAGGAGGGAGGAGUGCCGGUGCAGCAACCGAAGCAGGUCGACAAGGGCGAACAACCGGAUCCAGCACCCGGUGCGGCGGACAACGAUAGUCCUCCACCUGCUGGAAGGCCGGAUCCUGCUGCACCAGCUCCAGGACCCAGCAAAAAAAGUGAAAAGAAGCUGAAGAAGAAGGAAGCGGCUGCGGCCAGCAAGGAAGCGGCAAAGCUCAAGAAGAAGAGAAAGGAUAAAACGGCGACCCCGGCGGGGGGGAUACAUAAGCUGGAGCAUUUGCAGGAAAUGAUCGACGACAUCAAAUCGCAAAUCAACGAGCUUAAACAUGAAUCCCACAAGAAGAAGCUGCUGCCAGGGAAGGUCAGGAAAGGCCAAGAGACCGCCACUGCGGAGGUACGUGGCGGUGACAGGGAAGAGCAUGAGGAAAAGCGCGAAACGAAGCGAUCGGUGCAGUGGAAUGAAAUGAAGGCGGCCAGUACCAAGAGGUCAAAGCACGUGACACCGGAUCAUCCGACAGAGAAUGGGAAUCCGCAGGUGCAGCUGAAGGAUCUUCCCUCGGACCAACAGCUCCUACUGGCGCUCUUUACGCUAAAUUCCUCCCAGCGGCAGCAGUUAAUCGAGAAGAUUGGACUGAACUAUGGGCUACUCGCGGCUCAUCCGCAGAAGAAGGACAAGAUCGUGGUUGCGGAGGCGUUCCGGAGCAUCUCGGAAUCGUUGCAUUUGGCGGCGAUGGAGUUUAUGACAGUGACGGGGAAGAAGAAACGGUAUAAUCCUAAAGCUCGCCCGCAGCAAAAAGCGCAUCAUUCGCAUCAAAAAGCGCACGAUGCGCCGCAGGGUAAAGUGAAGCAACCGGAACGGCAAACGUUCGAAGCGCAAGUUAGCUAUCUGCUGAACGAUGGCAAGACGCGGCCGUUAAAGGAGUACAAAGCGGAGCUAACGCUCGGUGAUCGUGGUUCGCAGAAUGCGACCGAACAUCUGAUCGCUUUCGUCGAUCGUUUAGUGGCGAAUCGGGUGGGCUAUCUGGUGGAGGGGCCGUUACGGAUAAACCCGAACAAUCACUACCAAUCCUUUGUGGACGAUCCGAGACAGUCGGGUAAUGUUUUCAUCAAUUCCAUCCUCCUGCGCCAGUGCGCCAUGGAGGGCGAUGUGGUGCAGGUGUUCGUGAAGUAUGACGAGUCUAAGGAAGAGCAACCGGCGAAAGAUGGCGGAAAGGUGGGCCCGGCAGCGGAAGCUUCGUUAGAGGAGGUAGCAGAUGCAUCGGCACCGGAAGGUGUGGUGGUGGACGAGGUACAACCGGUAACCGCUGUCGUCGCACAAGCACAACCUACGGCACGAAAUGGUCUCGGAUUUGUGGUGCGUGUCCUCGAGAAACGCCACAAUCGACAGUGUGUGGGCACGUUCGCUCCGAUAGGACAGGGCAAGAAGCACUAUCGCAUGUUUAUACCGCGCGAUAAGCGCAUUCCGGCAAUGCGCGUCCUGCAUCACGAUCUACCGAACGCAUUUCUCGAUCCAAUGAAUGCACCCAAUGAUGGCAAGGAAGGAGGAUCCGGAGACGGUGAUAUCGCUGCCGGGACGGAUCUAUUGGAGGUGAUCUAUCAAGCUCAGAUUGUGCAAUGGCAGGAUGAUGUACCGAUCGGUACGAUUCUCAGGCCCAUCGGCAAGUGUGGUCAGCUGGAGGUGGAAAACGAAGCAAUCCUUGUGGAGUAUAACCUGGACGUGACACCAUAUCCGGAGAGCUUGCUUGCACAGUUGCCACCCUGUCCGUACACCAUCCCCGAGGAGGAACUUGCGAAGCGUACGGAUCUACGUGGUGAAUGUAUCUUUACGAUCGAUCCAGCCACCGCACGUGAUCUGGAUGAUGCCCUGAGUUGUACGCUGUUGCCGGAUGGUAACUAUGAAAUCGGAGUUCAUAUCUCCGAUGUGACGUACUUCCUGCGUGAAGGAUCCUCACUUGACGAGCAGGUCAAGCUGCGUGCCACGUCUAUCUACAUGGUAGAUGGCGUUCAUCAUAUGCUGCCGAAGCAGCUGUGCAACAGCUGCUCCCUACUGCCCGGUCAGGAUAAGCUAGCGUUUUCGGUGCUCUGGAAGAUACGGCCAGAGGACGGCCAGAUCUUGGAUACGCGCUUCGAGCGAACCAUCAUUAACUCGUGCGCUCAGCUGUCCUACGAGCAUGCUCAACUGAUGCUGGACAACCCGGAAGGUUCUCUGGAAGGAGACGAAAGUAUGCCGGUGAUUGCGCACGGAUACACGGCCAAUGAGCUGCGGGAUAUCGUGAAUCGUUUGCAGUCGAUAGCGGUUAAGCUGCGGAAACGGCGUAUGGAUGGUGGCUGUCUUAAGAUUAACCAACCGAAGCUAACGUUCCGCCUCGAUCCGGCCACCGGACGGCCACUUGCCUACGGUGUGUAUCAGUUGCGUGCGAGCAACGAACUGAUCGAGGAUUUUAUGCUUCUGGCGAACGUGUCCGUUGCUGAGGCGAUCCAUGCCGCCUAUCCGGCAAUCUCGUUGCUGCGUAGCCAUCGGGCACCGUCGGAUAAUAUGAUGAAGAAGCUAGUGCGCAACCUGGCCGCACACGGAUACACAUUUUCGUACGAUAGCUCAAAGGCAAUCCGCGAAUCGAUGGAAGCGAUCGCUACGGCCGCGGAACAUCCGGAUGCGGUAUCCAGUGUGCUGAGCGUGCUGCUAGCGAAACCAAUGACCCGUGCACUGUACUACUGUUCGACGUUUGCGAGUUCACCGGAAGAUUUUGCCCACUACGCGCUGGCGAUACCGUUGUAUACGCAUUUUACUAGUCCUAUCCGUCGGUAUGCCGAUUGUUUGGUGCAUCGCGUACUGGCUGCUAGUCUGGGAAUCGACGCGGAACCUAAACGUUCACCCGAUGAGGUGCAGCGUUUGGCUUCGAUCUGCAAUGAGAAGAAGUACAACGCGAAACUAGCGGGAGAUGCCAGUUCGCUGCUUUACUUCCGGCACUGGUUAAGUACGGCCGGAGAGCAGGAAAUGAUGGGUGCCGUUUUGGGCUACGGUGAGCAUCACAUCGAACUGGUUCUCAUCCAUGCCGGGCUUGUGGUGAAGGUUUUCGAAAAGAAAAUUGCUGCAACCGCACGGCUGGUCUUCAAACCGGUUGAACCGACGGGUAGCUGCCUGUUGGUCCCGAAGGAUACUUCGAUCCCACCGGUGAAGCUGCAGAUAUUCACGAAAGUACGCGUCAUGGUUAAGGUACGUAAUGGGGCGAUUGUUGUGACCUCAGUCCUCCCGCUCGCCACUUCGGCACCGACCGUUCCCGUUGUUGAGCCAAAUCCCGCAUCCCCUUCGGCGGAGGAUGCUUCGAAUCCCGUGGAAGAAAUUUGCCAAGAAAUGGCAUCGGCCAAAGUGUACUGAAACACUUUCCUUCCCACCGCUCUAGGACUGCUUUUGAGAUUCUUACCAGCAUAGGAUGGCCCUUGUGCGUUUUUCCCUUUUUCCCAACUUCCGAAAUAUGCAGACCAUUUUUAGACAAAGCAGAAAUAAACAACACAUUUGUCGGCAUCCAACCCUA